Messenger RNA from Phialemonium atrogriseum, 1609 nucleotides. RefSeq lists its product as uncharacterized. Lineage: Eukaryota; Fungi; Ascomycota; Sordariomycetes; Cephalothecales; Cephalothecaceae. The transcript has 3 exons. Bases 281 to 1162 code for a protein of 293 amino acids. The record is from RefSeq and is a predicted model, not a curated record.
UGAAUGGUUCGGAAGGAUCGUGGCGGGCCAAUCACUGCUAGCAACUCCUGUUUGAGCUUGAAGGGGAGCGCGUGGGACAAGAGAGAACGCAAUUUCCGUAUUUCUAGGGUCGCAGUCCCACGCCCCAUGGACUCCUGGGGAGUCCGUGGAUGUUUCGCAUCUUUCAUGUCUUUAGCAAGCUCAAGGUGACGGUCCUGGCUCCUUCGAAGAGUUGUAAAGUACGACGACCAACGGGGCUGUCUGCCGGGACUUGCCUUUUCAGCCCUAUGCAUAGUUCGGGAUGUUACUCAACAAUAUAAUUUUCUGGGCAUUGCUCACAGCCUUGCCAUGUUCCGGUUUCCGUGCAGCACCGGCUUUCGCGAGUUUGAACAUCAACGGUCUUCUGUCUCCGAGGGACGCAUGUUCGGAUGCUUUCGGCGACGACGCGUCUAAUUCUAUUUGCGCGCCUAGCAAUACGCUGUGUUGCGUACGGCGUGGUGAACAGUUUCCCUCCUGCCAUCAGCAUCUGGACAAGGGAUUUUGGUGUGUUGGCUCAGGCGCCACGGAUAAUUGUUAUGUCGACCAAGCUUCAACAUGUGAUGAACCCAACUCGGUCCCUUGUAACGACUUGGAAGAGAACACCACACAGGCCUGUUGCCCAAGACUUACAAGCUGUCAACAUGGCUUUGAAGCGUCGGAAUCGCUGGUGAGGUGCAAUAUCCUGUACCGGGACCUUAUCGCCGCCGCCGCGGGAGCCUCGUCGUCGCCGACACCCACGACAUCCACGACUUCCGCCACCUCAUCCUCGCCGACGACAUCACCAACAUCACAGUCACAGACCUCACAGUCAUCCUCUGCCACACAAACGCCAACUUCCGUACCUGCACCUGAGCACUCUGGUUCGACGUUGUCUGGGGGUGCUAUUGGAGGUAUAUCUGUGGGCGCAACGCUGGCGUUCGUGGCUGCGCUAUUCGGUGGGUACAAGUUGUACCAGAGACGGAGGAAGAACGGUGUUGGCGCCCAAGGCUCGCCAUAUCCGAACGAUGUCCAGUCCCCAAAGCCUCCCUCUGCGUAUUACACCGGGGGCGGCCAGGCGGUGUAUGAGCAAGUACCUCCCGGAUAUGGGUACACACCGGCCGAGAUGAUGAAUACUCCGCCGGCCGAGUUAGACGGGACGAGGUAGUGUCCAUAUGGCGGUCCAAAACGAACCCGUCGGAUGUUCUUGGCAGGUCGAGGUCAUGACGGAUGCAAAGGACCGGGUUAGAGGGGCGAUUUGCUUUCAAUCUGGAAAUGCAACUAACAGUUCGGGAGCGUUAUAUCGGGAGUGUUGUUUUUAGGAGCAUCUGGUAAUGUUCGACUUGCGAGACAUGCCGGCCCCUUACUCUCUUCGGUUAUUGAGGCAUGCGACAUAUGCUGAUGUAUAGAUAAGAACCGUCUUGGUAAUCCAUAUGGUCUGACAGCAUAUGGCCCUGUUUCCUACGCAUCUAGUCACCAGCGUCGCCUUCCACCUUACUUCUUCGCUCGACGACAAUGCAACCAAAGCUGUGAGGCAACGACUAGCUUGGGUCUAACUGUAGGCCCGAGAUAUAUAACCAUAUCUAUCACCCUUAUUGGAGAGGUCAGGUGGAGC